UUUAAGGAAGAGAGGCGGUCGACUGCAGAGAAAAAGAAAAAUGGCGAGCGAAGAAGAGAGCGCAGUGAAGGAGCCGUUGGAUCUCAUAAGACUUAGCCUCGACGAGCGUAUCUACGUCAAGCUCCGCUCCGACCGUGAACUCCGAGGCAAACUUCAUGCCUAUGAUCAGCAUUUGAACAUGAUUCUUGGUGAUGUUGAAGAAAUUGUUACUACAGUAGAAAUCGACGAUGAAACUUAUGAAGAAAUUGUUCGAACGACAAGGCGGACAGUUCCAUUUCUUUUUGUUCGAGGAGAUGGUGUUAUUUUGGUUUCUCCUCCACUGAGGACAGCUUGAUUUGGAUGAUGGAAUUUAGGUUGCAUUUUAUGGUUGAAAUAUCCUGUUGUCGUAUGUAAUAGCCUAAGUGUAUGUCAAACUGAUUUGAUUUUGGGAGGGAAUGAAGGGAGAGCAUAUCACAUUGUUGGAUCAUUAUGUGAUAGAUUUCAAUGAUGAAUUUGUAUGAGCUAUCAGCUGUUCUAAGUUUAUGCACUUGUUCGGUAAAAAACAGGAUAGGCAAAAACUGCUGGCAGUGUCUACGAAGUUUACUCUCAUCAUGUUUAGACAAAAAUAUCUUAUGCACCAUUUAGUGGAUUAGCAUGGUUGGCUGGAUGGGCCAUCAAUGAACUUGGGAAUGGAUGGAUGCAUGAAAUUUCACGGAUUUGAUGAGUAGUUUACUA
This is a messenger RNA of Vitis riparia (riverbank grape), 714 nucleotides long. RefSeq names its product sm-like protein LSM3B. Gene Ontology annotation, molecular function: RNA binding. The coding region runs from base 41 to 334 and encodes 97 amino acids. Gene Ontology annotation, biological process: P-body assembly; mRNA splicing, via spliceosome. NCBI's taxonomy places the organism in Eukaryota, Viridiplantae, Streptophyta, Magnoliopsida, Vitales, Vitaceae. The transcript has 3 exons. Gene Ontology annotation, cellular component: U6 snRNP; Lsm1-7-Pat1 complex; P-body. The record is from RefSeq and is a predicted model, not a curated record.